UCCUUUCAGUAUUGAUGACGUCACAGCGUCAGCCCGUUUAUUAUUUGUGUAGUAAAACAGAAGUCUGAUUCGCUCCUGUAAGCGUUAAUCAAAGGUUAAUAACGGUGUUAUUAAGGGCUUAUUAGAGGUGAGAGGGUUCGUGGUGGCAGUGGAGGUGAGCAGCAUGUCGAGUGUUUUAGCGUUUCAGACUCAGAUCGCCUCAGUGAUGGAGGUGUUCGCUAACGCCGCUGUGGCGGAGAUUUGUAAAGUUGUGGAGGUGAGUUACACCGAGUUGCAGAUGGAGAUGCUGAAGAGCCAGAAGGAGAACACUCUGCUCAAACGGAGGCUAAAGAUGGUCGAAAUGCGCGAGUCGUUUUAUAAAAGAGCCAACAGGCUGAAGGACUCGGCGGGGGGAGAGGGUGGAAGGGUGCGGGUGAAGAUCGGCACAAUACAGAGUGAACGGCGCCCCACUGAGGAAACAACACCACAUGAUCCUGUAAUACACACACCUGCUCAAGAGGAGAGUGUGAUGGAGUGUGUGGAGCAGGACAGACAGUCGGACAUUCUCAUGCUGAAACAGGAGACAACAGAGAGCCUCAGUAAAGAGCGAGACACAGAGACCAGAGACACAACGGGCAGAGAAAACGUCCUGCAGCACGACUCGCUCCAACAACAGGAGUCCGAUGAAGAACGUGACUUUCUGAAGGAGGAGCAACGAGAGGAGCGAGGAGACGCAGAAGCACACGACGGAAGUUGUCCUGAUGAAGGCACUUCAAGUAUAGAAGCUGACAAUGACGUCACUGUUACAGAUGCAUCAUGGGAAGGCAGCAUGUUCGACUCCUCCCCACACAACCUCCCGUACUCUGGAGCUGACAUCAGUGCAGGAACGUCCGUUAACGAUUAUUUCCUGCACAGAGACGCUGUGUGUUCCUACGGCACCGAGGUCAGCUCUGUUAGUAACGCGUCUUUUCCUGAGACUCACUUCCCACACGCUGACAAGCGAAUGGUCUCUCAGUCCCACGCCGGCCCAUUUAAACCCGACAGGUUCGUGGUGUGUAAAUAUUGUGGGAAACACUUCCCUCAUGCUAGCGCUCUAGUCCUGCACCAGCGUGUCCACACGGGCGAGAAGCCGUACUACUGCGCUCUCUGUGGGAAACGCUUCAGUCAGGCGUCCAGUCUGAAGAAACACUACGGCAUGCACCGAGGAGAGAAACCCUUCAGCUGCCUGCACUGCGGAAAACUCUUCUCAGAUCAGAGCAACCUGAAGAAGCACGUUAAUGUGCACACGGGCGAGAAACCCUACGGCUGCGUGCAGUGCGGCAAAACCUUCAACCAGUCGUCCAACCUGAAGACACACAUGAAGAUCCACACGCGGGAGAAACCAUUUAGCUGCGAGCACUGUGGACAGAUCUUCGCCUACAAGAGCAGUCUGGUGAAACAUCAGCAGAGGAACUGCCUUACUCUGCAGAACCCGCUGCAGAACCCACUUCCACAGUUUUAGACCUUUCUGAACCUGGAAGUCAUGUUCUGCAUCCAGCAGUUUUAUAAAUAUACUAUACACAGUGAGGGUCUGUCUGCCCUGCUCUGGAUCUCCGCGUUCUUCCCGCUUUUCCAGAGAACAUUCCUGCGCAGAUACUUCCAGGAGAACACAUCUCUGAAGUGUUCCGGUCUCCUGCCUGAUACAGACACUCUCGGGAUGAUUUCUUUAGGUUAUGGUCCAUUUCCCAAGUGAAGCGGUAAAUACAGAGGAAAUAAAAAAGAAUUUCACUGCAAAUCAGGGUUUCUCUUUUAAUAAAUACCCAACUGUGUGUGUAUAAGAUGAUAGGAUUCAGUAUUAAAAUCAUGAAAGUGGCCACUGGAACGUGUAGUGUAAAUAACUUGCAGUGAGAUGGUUUCGUUUUUCAGUUUCAUGCCUGUAGAAGAAUUAUUUUUUUAAUUCUGAAUGAACGCAGUCACACUCCUGUAAGACUGAAAUGAACAGAGAGCUGCGUACAGUGCUUUAUUAUUAUUAUUAUUAUUAUUAUUAUUAUUAUUAUUAUGAAAGUCCCCUCUUGUGUAAAAAUAAAGUAUUACAAAACUUAAAUACCAAGUUCACUUAUUACAUUUAGGAAUCUGGAUGAAACAGACUGAGAGACGGAUAGAUGCUCGCUGUAAUACUGACUGCAUCCACAGGGAGGCAGCACCACUACUAACCUUACAGGGAAGUUUGUGUGUGUGUGUGUGUGUGUGUGUGUGUGUGUGUGUGUGUGUGUGUGUGUGUGUGUGUGUGUGUGUUUCUGGUGGAACGUUGUCCACAUUGCCCUUAUUAUACACACAAACGAUCUCUCUCUCUCUCUUUUCCCUGUGAAGGAUUUCUGCUUCGUCUGUGGUUCCUGAGUAGUGGAGGGGAAAAAACUGGAUUACAUCUGUCAUUGUCUGUCUCUUUAUAUCUGUAUAUCUCUUUAUAUUUGUCUGCCACUCUUUGUCUGUCUCUGUCUCUUUAUAUCUGUCUGUCUCUAUCUGUCUGUCUCAUUAUAUGUCUUUAUAUAUCUGUCUCUCUGUUUCUCUCUUAAUAUCUCUCUGUCUGUCUCUCUCUCUCUCUCUCUCUCUCUCUCUCUCUAUGUUAGACUGGUGUCUCUGGUUCGACAUUAUGUAGGUCAGUGGUUUUGAGUUACUGAUUAGAAACGUGUGUGUGUGUGUGUGAGUUUGUGUAUGAGACCGAGAGAGAAUGCAUUAGUAUGCUAACAUACAUGCACACACCCUCUCCUGUGAACCUGAACAUAGACAGGAAGUGGGGAAAUUGAGUGACUAAACAUUUCUCAUCAUGACAAAACACACACAGAGAGAGAGAGACAUAUCAGUUUCUAACAUGAUGGCUAUAUAUAUAUAUAUAUAUAUAUAUAUAUAUAUAUAUAUAUAUAUAUAUAUAUAUAUAUAAAUCUGAGCUACUUUCUUUUUUUUCUUGGGGGAAGAGCUUAUUUGUAUCUUAAACUCAAUCAGUUUUUGUUAAGAAAUAUAAUUUCCACAGAUGUGAUUAUGACCUAAAUUUAGAAACUGAGAGUAAACUUUAAUUGUAUAGCAGGAGGGUAUGUGUUUAAAGCUCGGAACAUAACCCUGAACAGUCACAUGCUCAGCUUCCUCCGUCUCUAAUCUGAGUCACUUUUAUAUUAAAGUCAUCUGUAGCACAGCAGGAUUGAAUAAACAACACUGGGUUUUAUACACGUUUCACUUCGGCCUGAAACAAAAUAAGAUAUCAUCAUCAUUUUACAUAUUACUCAAUAAUUUACUGAUUAAUUUGCCACAGAGACUCAGCUUCGUGCUUCAGCAACGAAACAUAACUUUUAUUUGUCUGGAUUAUAAAUACACAAAAGUUUCAUCGUUUUAUUUAUUCACUGUAUGUUGUUGUUAUUGUAAUACAAUUGUACAGCUCCUCUUAGCAAAAUUGUGUGUGUGUGUGUGUGUUAUUGCUCAGCACUUUGAUACAGGAAACAGGAAGUGACAUGCAUGACUUUCAGUUUAUUGUUUUUUUUACUCCAGUCUCCAUAUUUGGGUUGCCAUGUCAUCACAUCUACAUGUCUAUUUUUUCUAAUAAAUUUCAUUAUUUCUAUUUUUACACUUAA
Molecule: messenger RNA, 3578 nt
Organism: Ictalurus punctatus (channel catfish)
Lineage: Eukaryota; Metazoa; Chordata; Actinopteri; Siluriformes; Ictaluridae
Product: zinc finger protein 271
Exons: 6
Coding region: 164-1480 (438 amino acids)
Biological process (GO): regulation of transcription by RNA polymerase II
Molecular function (GO): RNA polymerase II cis-regulatory region sequence-specific DNA binding; DNA-binding transcription factor activity
Source: RefSeq, a predicted model, not a curated record